Molecule: messenger RNA, 2094 nt
Organism: Dovyalis caffra
Lineage: Eukaryota; Viridiplantae; Streptophyta; Magnoliopsida; Malpighiales; Salicaceae
Source: the annotation of a GenBank genome assembly
AUGAGCAAGAAAAAGAACCCUCUCGUAUUUUUAGAUGUAUCCAUUGAUGGAGAUCCUACCGAAAGAAUUAUUAUCGAGCUUUUUGCAGAUGUUGUUCCCAAGACUGCCGAAAACUUUCGGUCACUCUGUACAGGCGAAAAGGGCAUUGGAAAAACCACUGGGAAACCUCUGCACUACAAGGGCUCUUAUUUCCAUCGAAUAAUCAAAGAAUUCAUGGCCCAAGGUGGUGACUUUUCGAAGGGAAAUGGCUCUGGUGGAGAAAGCAUCUAUGGAGGGAAGUUUGCAGAUGAGAACUUUAUACUGAGGCAUGAAGGAGCAGGUCUUCUCUCUAUGGCAAACAGCGGUCCAAACACAAAUGGUUCCCAAUUCUUCAUAACCUUUAAGCCUCAGGCCCAUCUCGACGGGAAACAUGUUGUCUUUGGAAAAGUGAUUAAGGGAAUGGACAUUGUGAAGAAAAUGGAACAGGCAGGAAGUGGCCGUGGCCAACCUGUCGGACCUGUAAAAAUUGUGGAUUGUGGUGAAACUUCUGAAAGUAAAAUUGAGGAUGCUGCUGGGAAAGAUACAGGAAAGCAUAAGAAAGCUGGGAAGCCUUCAGAUGAUGGUCCUUAUGAGCAAGUUAGAGGAAAAAGUAAAAAAUCCCUGAAGGAUCCAAGGAAGAAAAGAAAAAGGAGAUACUCUCCAUCUGAUUCUGAUUCGUUCUCAUCUGAUUCUGAAACAUCAUCUUCAUCUGAUUCCGAAACCUCAUAUUCAGAAUCAGAUUCUGAUUCAAGCUCCUCUAGUGAUGGAAGGCGUAAGAAAAAGAAGAGGUCGGCAAAAAGAGAUAAAUAUGAGCAUGGGAGAAAACAGAAGUAUGGACGAAGGGAGAGGAAGAGAGGCCGACGUGAUAAGCGAUCAAGGCGGAAGUCUAAAUGGAGUUCUGAGAGCUCAAGUGAUACAGAGACAGAUAGUUCUAGCACUACCAGCAGUUCUGAUGAUAAAAUUCCUGUUUCUGCUCGUAAGACCAGUAAGUCAACUCAGUCUGGAAAGAAAUCAAUUCAGAUUCCAGCAGGACUUCAAAUGGAUUGCAUUGAAAUUUUUGACAGUGGUGCUGCAGAUUUUAACUUAGUGCUGAUUGAUAUUGCAGGUGCAGGUGGAAAAUCCUCGACCCAUCUCUCUGCGAAAGAAGCUGUGGUGGAACGACAGCAAAGGUAUGAAAAGCCCAAGACAGCCAGCUCAUCACAUGAAGAAGGUGAAUUGUCUCCCAAGAAUGACAAACAUCUAAAUAAUGGCAAUGGGAUGGAUUCUAAAUUGGGCACAAGUCCUAAUCGGCAUUCCUAUUCGGAUGACUCAAACAAAUCCAGGAGAGCAAUGCCAAGCUCCAAAAAUAGGCCAAACAAUAGCCGCCGGAGUAGUCCUAGCAUGAGUCCUGAAGAAGUUCUCAGGAGUCCAAGAUUCAGAACCGACAGUAGAAGUCCAGUUAGGAAGUCUGGGGAGUUGAACAAGGGAAGGUUGUCAAGGAGUCCACUGGGUAGUCCUGCCAAUAAAGGCCACCAUGAAUCUUCCACGUCAAACCAGACUCAAUCCCCAAAUGGUGCGCCCAAGCGCAUUAGAAAAGGGCGUGGCUUCACUGAUCGUUAUGCAUUUGCACGUCGGUAUCGCACCCCUUCUCCCGAACGAUCCCCUCAGAGGUUCUACAAUUAUGUCGGAAGAAAUAUCAAUGGGAGGAACCGUGACAGGUAUGGAAGGCAGAGAAGUAGAAGCAGGAGCGUAUCUCACAGUCCAGGCAGUUAUCAUGGCCGUUACAGGGACCAGAACCGGAGCCGGAGUCCAAAACGUAGUCCUACACCUAGAGAUAAGCGACCUUCCAUAAGUGAGGGUUUGAAAUCUCGUUUAGGUCCCCGUGUUGAUGAUCGGCCUUUUCCUAACAAAGGGAGGCCGAGAUCUAGGUCCAGUUCCAGGAGCCGUGGAUCCUCUCUUUCUAGAUCUCCCGAUGCUGUACCCCCAAAACGUCAAGGCAGAGCAGCUAGGGCUAGCAGGUCUAGGUCGAGCUCACCAUCUGGACAGCAAGGGUUAGUUUCCUAUGGGGACGCCAGUCCUGAUACUGAAAUAAGGUAG